Effrenium voratum is the source of this 1143-nucleotide messenger RNA. NCBI's taxonomy places the organism in Eukaryota, Dinophyceae, Suessiales, Symbiodiniaceae. The record is from the annotation of a GenBank genome assembly.
AUGAGGCGCCGGGGCCUCUCCUUCAGCGCGGCGCUGGCGGCCGCCGCCGCUUCCGCGGCGAGGAAGGCCGCGCGCGCGGGGCGCGGCUUGACGCGCGAGGUGGACAAGAGCCCUCUGGACAAUCGCCUCUACGAGCCCUUUACGCUGCCCAACGGCCUGCGCGUGCUGCUCUGCAGCGAUCCGAGCGCGGACCGCGCGGCAGCGGCGCUCGACGUGCAUGCAGGCUACUUCAAUGACCCGGCCACGGUGCCGGGCCUCGCGCACUUCUGCGAGCACAUGCUCUUCCUGGGCACCGAGCCUUUUCCGGAGGAGAACAGCUUCGACACCUACCUCACGGCCAACGGCGGCUUCUCCAACGCCUUCACCGAGGCUGAGGACACCUGCUUCUUCUUCUCCUGCGGCGUCUUGGCGCUGAAAGGCGCGCUCCAGCGCUUCGGCGCCUUCUUCCAGCAGCCCCUCUUCACUGCCAGCGCCACCGGCCGCGAGGUGAAUGCCAUCAACAGCGAGCACCUCAAGAACGUGCCCAAUGAUGUCUACCGCCUCGGCCAGGUGUUGAACAGCCGCGCCAACCCUGCGCACCCGUACCACAAGUUCGGGACCGGCAACACCAAGACCCUCCUAGAAGACACCUCCGCGCAAGGCAUCGACCUUCGAGGAGAGCUCUUGGAGUAUUACCAUCGUUUCUACCGGGCGCCGCUGAUGACGUUGUGCAUCAUCGGCCGCGAGUCCACAACAGAGCUGCGGCGUUAUGCCGAGUCCUUCUUCGGCGGCAUCCCCGGUGGAGGUCCAGACGACCCUGCGGCGGCCUAUCGAAACGAGGCCUUGUUCCUGCCCGAGGCCUUUCAACAAGGUGCUGAAGCAGUGCCCAUCUCGGACGCGCGGUCCCUGCAGGUGGUUUUCCCGGUGCAGUUCCUUCCGGAAAGCCCCACGUUCGAGCGGGACAUGGCGCCGCCGGCGCCUGCCGAGGGUAUGAACCUCUCGAGCUGGCGCUGGUACAAUCCCAGCUCCCACGUGGGGGCUGUCUUGGGCCACGAGGGCCCACAGAGCCUCUGCGCCCUGCUGCGGCGGCGAGGCUGGAUCACGGCCUUGGAUGCAGGGAGCGCCGACAACACCGAGACCUUCGCCAUGAUGAGCCUUGGCUGA